UAGUAAUUUUUUUUACUUAAAAAUAUUACUAAAUAUUUUGAUUGGAAAUUGCAAUCGCGCUACUUAAAAUUUUACUUGGUUUGUGAUGAACUCGAGUUGAAUUAAAGCACACGUUAUGUGGUGCAUAACUCACAAAAGCGAUUAAAAAAAAUUCUUGUUUAUGAAUGAAAUGUAAGUCCAAAAAUCACACACAUAUAUAUUUUUUUUUAUUUAUUUUUUUUUAAAUAUUAUAUGGGGAGAUUUUUUCAAUCGCUAAAGGAGUUAGUCGUAAUUUUAGCAAACAACCCAUACAACAUAACAUUGCAAAAUAUUGCUGCAAUAUUUCAGCAACAUAUAUAAUAUCGUCUCAACGUUGCUGCAAUAUUGUUGAAAUAUUGUAGCAAUAUUUUGCAAUAUUUUUGCUAUGCUACAUAGGAAGUGUCCCAAUUUUUACGAUCCAUUUGUCAGAUAAUUUCUGCUCAAUGAACAAAGAUAGUUAUUAAAAAAUCGUUAAAAUAUAAGUUUCCAUAAAAGUGAGGCGGUGAAAUUCCACGUGAGAAGUGCCGCCGGUGUGGCGUGGCGGCGAGGUCGACGGAAAACCGAUAAAAACGUCGGAGGGUGCUCUCGUCCUUUCUCUCUCGCGACACAACACAGCCACCGGCCGAUCUCGAUCCACGGGGUCUAUCAUAGAUCCUCGCUCGUAUCCCUUCCCCCGCGGCAUUUCGCAGCAGCACCUCCACCUUCUCCUACCAUGGUUUCGCCAUUUCCCUCUCUCUGCGGCGAGCCGAUGCACGAUGCAGGGGAGAAAGAAACGCCGCCUUCCGACCGGCACGUAGUUGUUCGAAAACCGUUCUUACCUGCGCCGUGUGUGCGCUCGGUUUAUCGUGUGUUCCGCGAGCGCCGUGAACGGCUCCGAGAGAUCCGGGAUCGCGAACGGCGCCGGCGAUUUUCCGUCUCGUUAGCGACGACGACGACCCCCGGCGAAAGGGUGUGCGCGCCACCGACCCUCGCGAUUUUCGAUCGUUCGACGAUCCGCUUAUCGGGGACAUGCGCGCGCCGCCGCGGAAGAUCGGCGAUCGAUCGAUCGGAUAGAUCGUCGCGGAGGAAUUGUCAGUGAGACAAAGUGUGUGUGUGUGUGUGUGUGUGUGUGUGAAUGUUGCGCGGUGUCGCGAGUUCGGGUAAUGUGCAGGAUUACUAGUUCGGAUAGUGGAGAAGCUACUCGGAGAAAUUGCGCGGGGAAACGGACAGCUCGAUCGUCGUAUUCAAAAUUGUUUUGUGUAGUUGGAGACUCGCGGGGAAAACAAAAAAAGAAAAAAGAACGAAUUGGUUCGGUCGACCCGUGCACCCGCGAUUCCACUCGAAAUUAGCGAGAUAUCAGCGAAAGGCGCGGUACGCGACAACUUUUGCGCCGGCAAUCGUUGAGUGACGCGAGUGUGCCAUAAUCGAAUCCCAUCCCCCUGGCGCGGUAGGAUCUCUUCGGUAGAACGUAAUCUCGACUUAAUCUGCCUGAAUGAUUCGACGGGACGAGGUAGUAGCUCUCGCCCGACCAGUCCGCGGCCGCAUCCUCGGCAAUCUGCCGUCAUUGAGAAUCUCCGUCUCCUCAUCCAGGGCUCAUUUUCCUCGUUAUUGAAGGCGAUCUUCUGUUAUUGAAGAGGCUCCGGAGCGAAUCACGUGGAAGGGACUCUCGGGGAACGAACGUGCGGAAGUACCGCGUCUCGGGAGUGCGCCUUGGAGGACAAAGUGAUCGCCACGUCCUACACGAUCUCUCUCGAUCUUCUCGCCGCCGGUGAUUUCUGCGAGAGAGUGACUCGGAUUUAUCAUCCGUCCCACGUAAGACAUUUAAACGAAAAGCUCCUUCGUCGAAGCGAGCUCGCGGAGGAAGUGGUGAUUUCCAAUUCCUCGCGCGAACCUCCUUGAUGCGAAUCUCGGUCGGACGUGACGAGGACACGUUUCGCGGAAAGCUCCUUUCUUCCGAGGUGUCUCGCGUGGCACAUGGUGUCGGGCCUGGCGUGAUCGUCCCCCGGAAAUGAAGUGAGACAAAUCUAGAUCCCGCGCCACCCUUCGACCCCGCUAUCGUCAAGAAAAUCUUGCAAGAGACGCACGAGACGUGUAGGACCUUCGGAUCCCUCUGACCGUUAUCGCGCAUCUCGGUGAUCGUUUCAUCGAACCGAGAAUCUCCUCGCUCAUCGAAGGUCGUGAAGCGAAGCGGGAGAGAAAAAGAGAGGAGAGGGAGAGAAGACCUCGCUCCCUCGCGUGUGAACUUUCGUCGAUUGUCGGCCCGGGGGAUCAGCCUCCGGCGUGAUUCAUCGAGGUCGCCGGUUGAGCGGGUCAGGGACGGUGGUGGAUCGCGGCUUCAGGUCGACGCGCGACCAACCUGGAUUUCCGCGCCAUUUACCGCGACAGCGACGGACGGCUUCGGGCACGCUCGGACGCGUCGCUCGCGCUAUCUUCAUCGUGUCGCGACGAUAACGUUUCGCAUCGAAAGUACGAAACGAUAACGAGGCUGUCGUCGAGCGUCUACGAAUAAUUAUCGUCGCGAGCAGCGCGCGCGUUCUAUCGAUCGCGCCGCGUUGUCCUUCGCGAUCGCCGGCUGCCGAUCGGAAAACAGUGCGCCGAUUUCUCGAAGGAAAGAAAGAAAGCGGGGAAUCCGUCAAUAGCGUGUUUUCGUGCGCGAGAUAUGCAAACGAUGCGCGAUAAUUGAUCGUUAAAAUUCGCGAACUGUUCGUGCGAAAAAAAAGAUAGAAACUUUUUCCGCAUAAGAUUGUUACGUGAUUAAUCGAGUAAUUGUGAUUUAUCAGUGAUUUAUCAGUGUCUCACGGCAAGCCCUCUAAGAACAUGCGUUGAGAGAAGAGGUAAAAACGAACACAGCACAAAAAUCAAAAUUACAAAAAAAAAAACAAGAAAGAGAAGAAAAGAACAAUUUCGCCGACAAUCGCGUUCGAUCGCAUCGUUGUCGCUCACCAGCAGUUACGUAAGGACAAAGGAUCACUCGCGAUUCCUUUCUGCCUGGAACAAAUGCACGAUGUUUAUGCGUCGGUAAUUAAAAGAUCAUUAAGAGCGCACACGCGCGCGCGCGCAAUAUCGACGCGUAGCGCAAUAACGGCGCGCCGUGAGGAGCGAGGAGCGAGGAGCGAAGCGGUGGCAAAUCGUUCCCGAGGACACCUUUAUUAUCUAUUGAACAGCGAUAACGUCGCGCACGCCGACUGGCAGGUCAUUGUCAAUUACCUGCACGAGCGCUUAUUAAGGCGCUCGGAGGUUCGUUAAAACGGUAUCCCGCCGAUUAGACUCCGCCGUGGAACAACGUCUGAGCGCGCCUCCGUUUCGUCGUCGUCCCCGCUCUUCUUCGGUUCAACCCUCCGUCACUCUCCGCAGUGUACGUGCGUGUGUGUGUGUGUGUGAGAGAGUGUCCGUGUGUCGUGAGAGAUUACUCUUUCCGUCACGCUCUCGUCGCCGAUCGUCGCCGAUCGUCGCCGCCGAGUCAAAAGGACGACGGAUAAUAAAGGUGUAAAGACGGACGAAAUAUCGGGUUGAGGAAAUACCGAGGCGACACGCAAAACCGAUGCGAUACGCGUCUGUGUUUUCUCAGCGUUUCUUCGGUGAAUGGUGAACGUGGUCCCCGAGGGAGAGAUCUCUUCCUCGUGAAAGGGAAACAAAGCGGAGAGUACGACGUUCGCCGUACUUGCGCCGUUGUGCGCAAGCGAGAGGAAGCGAGCUCGUCGAGGAAGAUUUAUCGUCCCACGAUUCGACGUCUCCGCUGAGAAGACUGCGACGUGCCGUACAGUUACCCUAAAGAAAUGGGACUGGUAGAACGAGAAGCCGAGAUGCAAGAAUUGAAUGCUCCUAGACCUGGAAGAUCGAGAGAUCUCUUUGGAGUGCAGUUGGAGGUUACUUCAUUACUCUUGGAGGGUGAGCGCCGCAAAUUGGCAGUCUUGCAAAGGGAAUUGCAAGCAGCUCUUGAGGAAGGUGGAAGCGUAAAGGUGAAGGAGAAGCAGCGACAGGAAUUGCUGCAUGCUAUAUCGAAAAUUCAAGGACAACACGAGCAACUCGACAAAGAGUACAGGAUUCACGCUGCCGGCGUUCUCUUAUGCAACUCGAGAGGCUCCGGAAAGCUGUUUGAACCGGCCGCUUCUCGGAGGAGCCUGGACGUCAUUGCUACUUAAAUAUCAAGACGAUAUAAAACUGACAAAGGAUCAUAAUAAUUGUGCAUGCGUUUGUAGGAAGCAAUAGCGUUAAAUUAGAAAAGUUUGGUGAAAAUAGAAGAAAAAGCUUUCCGUUUUAUAAUGAAUUCUUUACUUUGCUCGGAGACAGUUUGUCCAAGAGUAAAACAAUCAAAUUUAAUAACUUUUUCCAUUAAUAGACGAUACUUUUGCGAAAGUAUAAGGUAUACUAAUUUGAUUUACUAGCAUUCUUCUUAUAUUCGAUACUUCGUUACGGUGCCUCCUCGAGGAUUACAAGAGUCGCUAUGUACCCGAGCUCGUAAGUUUGCAGCUUCCGUUAAAACCCACUUCCGGUAUAAGCUCACGAAACGAGACGGUAUUCCUCGCUCUAACGAGUUUUCCGCGUCCGUGAAUAGUUAUUCGUUGCCAAAGGAUUUCUCGGGUUUGCUAUGACCCCGCUAGAUUUCUGCCUUCGGGCACUUACGGAGGUGGCUCUCGUAAGAGCGGAAAUGAGAUCGAUCCUAAUGCGGGGGCCACCGGGGUAUUAAUAUCGACACGUGGUUUAACGCUCAUGAAUGUAUCCAGAUAUUCGAUCAAUGCGCCGUUACAUACUCGGAAAUCCCUGUCUUAUUUGAUAUCCUUGCAAACGCGUACUUCCGUUAAUAAGAUUUUAAUGGAGUUUAACCAACGUCUGAAACGAGUCUCUGAGGAAAUAUACGCAUACAUUUGUUAUUAAAGUAAUUGCGUAAGACUGGCAAUGCAGCUAUUAAUAUUAUUAGAUCUAUUGGCGUUACUGUAACAAGUUUUCUACACGGAAAGGAAAGAAUAGUUGCAGCAGCAAAAAUCUGUGUGUGUGGUAGAUAAAUUUCAGUUGUACAUGGUUAAAAUUUAACUAGCGCGCGCAGAUUUUUAAUGCUGCAAUUAAUUCUUUUUCCGCGUACAUAAACGUAUAUCAAUAAUUAAAAGUUGCGAGCAACAGCGCCAAGAACACUUUUCUUUUUAAUAUAAUUAUUUUCUAUAACUCCACUAACUAACUUUCAGCUUGUUAGUGGAGUUAAUAAUUAUAAUUUAUGAUAAUACAAUAUUUAUUUAAAUAUAGGAAAUGAGAUUAAAAUAUAUUUACUUAAUAUAAAGGAAAGUUUUUUCAAGGUACAUUGCGUAAUCAUGGAAUUAUUGGAAGAAUAUCCAAUUAGAUAUUUGAGAUAUUUGAGAUAUUUUAGUUUUUAAGGACACACAAGAAUCUCUCUCUAUCUUUGAAUAAAUUGAAAACGUUUUACUUUUGCUGAUUUUCUUUCUUUUUCUGUUUUUACAAUAUAUGAAAAUUUUGUAAUUGAACUUCAUGCGCUACGUUCGUUCUUCUAUUGCCCGAAUAAAAUGCUCUCGCGGGAAUCGAUGAUCGCAGAAUAAAAAGCGGGCGUGGUCUGCACGUGAUGCGAGCCUCGCUAAAUUAUGCAAGCGCUAAAAGAACAUUUGGGACUAACAAGUCGUAUUGCAACGUGGAAAACAACGUGCACAAGAAGAUGUUGAAGCGAAAGGCAAUUUCGAUUCGAUCCCUGUGAAAAAGAGCUGGAAAGACAUCCUCAAAGCGACGGAAGGGGGUAUGAGGAUCAUUGGUGCUCGUCUAGGUGGAGAGUUAAAUAGUCCGAAGUCGCUCGUAACCGGGGCAUUGAAUUGCGAGUGUUGGCUAAAUGGUGUGGUCGAAGGUCUAGGACACUCUACAUAAUCAACUUUGUGACAGUUUAAUGAUCGAUGCAUGCAUACUCGCCCUCGUAAUUAGUCACUUAUGCAUGUAAUGUGAGCAUAUUGGCAAUAUUCAAUAGUAUUAUUAACGGUAUUAAUAAUGCUGGAUGAUAGAAAUAAUCAUUUGCAAUGAAUGUGCACCUAUAAAUAAAUG
Molecule: messenger RNA, 6030 nt
Organism: Solenopsis invicta (red fire ant)
Lineage: Eukaryota; Metazoa; Arthropoda; Insecta; Hymenoptera; Formicidae
Exons: 5
Coding region: 3774-4139 (121 amino acids)
Source: RefSeq, a predicted model, not a curated record